Messenger RNA from Xenopus laevis (African clawed frog), 2702 nucleotides. It is a transcript of the gene cldnd1.L, whose product is annotated as claudin domain containing 1 L homeolog. The record is from RefSeq and is marked provisional. Lineage: Eukaryota; Metazoa; Chordata; Amphibia; Anura; Pipidae. Gene Ontology annotation, cellular component: membrane.
GUUGCUGCGGGAAAUCCGGAACUGCGGACUGUGUUAAGACAUUCGGGGCUGUUCCGCGAAAACCGAUGCUGAACCCUGUUAUAACUCCAGUCCAUUAAGUUAGAGAAAUGGAUAAUCGAUUUGCAACGGCACUUGUGAUUGGCAGUGUACUGUCACUGCUUUCUGUGAUUUACCUCUGUGCUGCGGUUGGAACAGUCUCAUGGUAUCACUAUUUUACCUCAUCAGCCCAGGCCAACACCAGUUACGCUACUGCUGAGGACUUCACAAGUGAAACUGAAAAGACAGAUGAAAAAGCGUAUACAGAUGCACUUUUCCACUUCAAUGGAAGUCUUGGCCUAUGGCAAAGAUGCAUCACAGUCUCACAAGAUCAUGUGUCCCAGCAACCCAGUGCUCUCACCGAUUCCCCAACUUUAUCUAGUUGCAUAUUCCUAUCUCUUUCUGAUCAGUUUUUGGAGAAGUACCAAGAACCAGGAAAUCACAACUCUGAGAUUGAUGUAGUGCGGACUUAUUUGUGGAGGUGUCAGUUCCUUCUUCCAUUGGUUGCCCUGGGGCUAAUAUUUUUUGGUGCUAUUGUGGGACUUGCUGGGUGUGUCUGCCACAGUCUAUACCCUGCAGUGGGCACAGGGAUUUUGCACCUACUAGCAGGUGUAUGUACUCUUGGUUCAGUUCUGUGCUUCUCAAGUGGCAUAUAUAUGCUCCAAGAAAGACUGCCUCCCCCUACAGGAAUAAGGGGUGAUUAUGGUUGGUCUUUUUGCUUAGCUUGUGUUUCCUCACCUCUGCAGGUUAUGGCUGGAGCCCUAUUUCUUUGGGCAUCUUGUGCAAGCCGUCGAGAAUACUCCCUAAUGAAGGCUUAUCGUGUUGCAUAACUGAAGUUGUAUUUAUGAGAAUAGUUUGAUAGGCACCUGUAAAUCAAGUUUGUUUAAAUGUUUAGGUAUUAUGUACAUACUAUAUUUUAACUUUUUUUGUGAUUUUUAGCAGCCUCAAAUUCAUCUAGUGACGAGCAGGUAUAGAAAAAAAAGGAAACAAAUUGCAAACCUGUCCCUAACCCUACAUUUAUAACUCUCUCUGAUGGUGACCUGCAGUGUCCAUGCAUUUUUUUCGCCUUAAAGAUUCCUUUUCUAUGGGUUUCUGCUGACCCACUUAUCACUUAUUUAUUAUACAGAAAAAAGUUUUUUUCACAAUACAACUCUGGCUAAGGAGCAGCCUGCUGCUCAAUACUGGCUGUUGGGCACCUUUUGUUGCUGCUGCUGAAGACACUAUGUUCUAUGAAGCUGUCCUUAAUUUUCUCUUGCUGAGUGAGAUAGGUGCUGCAAAAACAGAAAAGGCUCCCUCUAUGCUUCCUUUCCUGCCAUUUUUAAAAGUAAAUAAUCUUGCCAUGAGGGCUAGGCAUAUUGCUCUAAAAAAUAAGUCUAUACAAUUUUAAAAGAUAUUCACAAAAUUUAGUGUACUCAAGAUUUUAGGAUUUUCAAGAAUAAUAGAUUACUAACAGGCCCUAGAGAAAGGAACUGUCACUAACGUUGUUUCACUCCCUAUAGUCAGGUGAACGAAUGUUAAUCCGCAAACUCACUAAAUUGCGAAUUUUACAGAAUGUUACCUAUUUCGCCAGAGUUCCUUCGCCACCUUAGACCAGGCAAACUGAUAAGAUGAAGCUACAUCCUCCUCAAUCUUAUGUCAGUGACAUCAUAUCCUGUACACUGAAAAGUCAUAAAAGUUGUUUUAUCCUUUUUUAAAACCGGGAUUGCCUUCAAAAGUCCUAACUAUUAAACUAUUAAUUUUUGUGUUAACAUUUUUUCCCAACCAUUUGAGGGGCAUGCCACAUUUGUUUUUAGGGUGGACUCCUAUCUAAGGCAUUAGAGGAUGUCUAUAUUUUGCUUCCUUGGACAUUUGUAAUAAAAAGUGGCCAAUUCGAGCUUUUGCACCAACAUCUCUAAUAAAGAUGUCCAUACGACCUAUAUGUACUCGCACUAUUCAAAUUGACCUAAGCGUAAGAGUACUAACGAAGUUUCGCUCUGCAGAAUUGAUCGCUUUGAAAUGGUCGCUCUGACAAAUUAACCCUAGCAAAACUUCACCAGUGUGCGGCUGCUGAGACGCAGUUUCGCAUUUUAGUCAAUUAGCGCACUGGUAACAAAUUUGCACCUGGUGAACUGGCGCGAAGUGUGGCAGAUUGUUCGCUGUUGAAAAUUCACCCUUUAGUGAAUUUGCCCCAUUGUGUUAGUUGAAAAUGGAUGGACUUCCAUAUUUACCUCUAUAGCAAAUGCUGUUACCUGAAAACAUUUCUGCUAGAAAUAUGACACCGCUUUUAUUAGCCUUGUACCUGAGACGGUUUAAUUUUCUUUAUUGUCCUCGUGGGUAUAAAUUAACUCCUGCAUCUUUGCUGUAAGAGAAUGCACUAGCCAUAUCUGCACUUAUAGGUGGUGUGCCUCAAAGUUUAUUCCAUCAGAAUAAAAUUAUGCACAUGAGGUCUUAAUAGGAAGAACAGCAAAGAUUUAUGAAUCCGUAUAAUUUAACUAUUUCCAUAAAAUUUCAUUGUGUUACUAGCUUAUCUGCAUUUUGCUGUUUUAGAUUUUAUUUACUGUUUUUAUUGAUGAAUUUACAGGUAUGCUAUCAUUUUCUUAUUUUUAGUUGUGUUGUAUUGUGUAGUUUUCUGUUAUGAGCGAUAGUUUUCAUAAUAAAAAAAAUUAUUUAAAGGAAAAAAACUACUA